AUGCUCUCCUGCCAUCCUGGGCCCAACGCUCGCCCACCUCCCAGGAUUCUCGUCCCUCUCAGGUCUGCGACGCUGCUGAAGCUCGGACGAGCUGAGGACGCCCUGCAAGAUGCCAGACAAGCCUUGAACCUACUACCCAGGGGCCAUGCCAAGUCCAGCUUCCGUGCUGCCCAAGCGCUGGAAGCCAUGCAGGACCCACGAGCGGCUGUGGUGUCCCUGAGGGAAUGCCUGUCCAGACAGCCUGGCAGCAAACCCGCCAAGGCACUGCUACGACAACUGCAAGCCCAGCUGUCAGUGCAAUGCCAGGCACCUGGCGCCGACGUGCUUCGGAGGGCUGCCUGCGUCACCCCCCCAACAGGAUGGGACUGGCGCUACACGCCCUCACAGGACGGCUGUUCCCAGAAUCUCACGCUCAUGCUGCAUGGGCUGGGCGACAGCCCAGAGCCCUAUGCGUCACUGGCCCAGAGCCUGAAGAUCCCCCAGACAGACUUCUUGGCCAUCAGGGGACCACUCGCUGUCCCUUUCACGGAGAACGGACGGUGCUGGUAUGAUGCAUUCGACGCCGACUUCGAGAUCUUGACGGAGCGAUCAGAGCAGGGGGAAGGCGUGUCGAGGGUGAUGCUUACCUACGAUCCCUGUGACCAUGUUGUGCCGGAGAGGGAGGUGCUGGCCACAAAGGCCUACCUGGAAUCAAGACCUGGACGGUAUGAGGUCCAGGCGCGUCCUUUUUCCGGCCGCGGACACAAGUUCUGGGCGAGCAGGGAGGAGGGCCUGGCCAUCGUGGAGUUCUGGAGCCAGGCGCUGAGCUGGAGGCCACCUGGCAGUGUGAGCGACGCUGACAGCACCUUCGUGGAGAUCAGACCCGGCACCCUCCAAGAUUUAGGGCCCAAUGCCUGGCACGGGCCCUUGUAG
Auxenochlorella protothecoides is the source of this 912-nucleotide messenger RNA. RefSeq lists its product as hypothetical. The record is from RefSeq and is a predicted model, not a curated record. The coding region runs from base 1 to 912 and encodes 303 amino acids. Lineage: Eukaryota; Viridiplantae; Chlorophyta; Trebouxiophyceae; Chlorellales; Chlorellaceae. Gene Ontology annotation, molecular function: hydrolase activity; protein binding. The transcript has 4 exons.